UUCUUCAUUAUUGGGAUUUAUGUUGGUAAGCAGGUGUUGUUUUUUCCUCAUUCGCGGUUUGUGCGGCCAGUGGAGAGGUAAUCGCCGCAGUGCAGCAGUAACAGUGCUGGGGGACAAGCCUCGCUGUAGUCAAAUGUUGUAAACGUGGGAAGUACAUCCCUGGCAGUGUUCAACGUGCAGUUCCCUGUUUUGGCCAAUGCUUGCAGCAUGACCACAGCAGCGUCGGCUCAUCUGUUAGUUCUGGCAAAUGAAAAUGGAGGAGGUUUCAAUGUCCAGCCUGGACAACAGCAAGCUGGAGGGCCUAGCUCAGGAUAUCCUGUCUGACCUGGUGGAGGAUGCAUGCCUUGGACUUUGCUUCGAGGUCCACCGGGCCGUCAAGCAGGGCUAUUUUUUCCUGGAUGACACGGACCAAGAAAGUAUGAGGGACUUCGAAAUUGUGGACCAGCCGGGAUUGGAUGUGUUUGGCCAGGUGUACAACCAGUGGAAAAACAAAGAGUGUGUAUGUCCCAACUGCAGCCGGAGCAUUGCUGCCUCACGUUUUGCCCCACACCUGGAGAAAUGCCUGGGCAUGGGACGCAACAGCAGCCGCAUAGCCAAUCGCAGAAUAGUCACCGGUAAUAACACCAACAACAAGUCGGAGAGUGACCAAGAGGAUAAUGACGACGUAAAUGAUAAUGACUGGUCUUACGGGGCAGAAAAGAAAGCCAAGAAAAGGAAAUCUGAUAAGAAUCCAAACUCACCCAGAAGAUCCAAAUCAUUCAAGCAUAAGAGCAGCAUGAUGGGUCCUAGACGUCGAAUGGACAACCAGGAAAGCCCGCGCAUGCUGAUGAAAGAUGAGGCAUUCCCUCAAUAACACCCUCAGCCACAAACACACAUUCUUUUACCAUAGUGUGUGUACUUACACACAAACGCGCACACACGGGAAGACCAAUAACACUUCACCCCUUUUUGUUGUGAAAUCAAUGGACAUUGAUGUUAAAAGUGACAUUUAUGGUAUUAACUGCUCUGGAGAAGCAGUCCAGACCUCCCACUGUAUACUUGACAGAUUUUUUUCUCUUCACAAAAUCAUCGUACCAACACUCAUUUUUUCUUCGUUGUUUUUUUUUUUUUGUUAACUCUAUGUUGGAAAUAUUUGCUGGAGUCCAUAAUAAUGAAUAUCACCAUUUACGAUUUCACUGCACAGAGAUAGAUUCUGGUGUAAUUCAUUCAGUGGCCAAGCAGAGGCAGCUGUGUGACAUUGACUGUGUGCACAUACAUUAUGUUGUUUCUUAAAAUACAGACAUGAUUAAGCAUUAGGUGUACUUAAUAUUUCCUCACCUUUUGAAAAUCUUUUGAAAAAUAAUGUCACAUUGUGUUUUGGACAAUCAUUACUGAUGGUUUGUCUUUUGUUUCCACAUUCACUGUCAGGCUCAUAGUUCUCCAGCUGAAUUACAAUACAGUUUAUUUGUAUGUGUGUGUGUGUGUGUGUGUGUGUGUGUCUGUCUGUGUGUGUGUAUGAGAGAGAGAAGCAACUCUUGGUUAUCAUUCACCUGUGGAAACCUGUUUUGAAACUGUUCAGUGAGUGAACCCUUAAUUGUACAAGCAGGUAUUUGCUGCAGAAAGCAGGUUUUUUUGUUUCAUUUUUUGUUGGAUAGAUCAGCUUGUUUUCUAGCUUUCAAAAAAUGUCUUUGUAUCAUGUGUUUACAUUGUAAAGGGUUACAUAUAUCCUUGGUGUGAUGUGAUAGUGUAAAUAUUCAAAUAGUUGAAUUGCUGCUAUCAUGGCUCAGUUUGUUUCAUUUGUCUAGCAUUUGAUUUGUUACCUGUCCUUAGGCAUUGACUUAAACUCUGAGCAGGCGCUGCAUAUGGAUUUUAAUGAAUGAAAAAAAGCAACAAGAACCUCAGUAACCUUGCUCCAGUGCUUACAAAUCAUGAUCAUUUAACCAA
Messenger RNA from Scomber japonicus (chub mackerel), 1923 nucleotides. It is a transcript of the gene atxn7l3b, whose product is annotated as ataxin 7 like 3b. The record is from RefSeq and is a predicted model, not a curated record. Gene Ontology annotation, biological process: positive regulation of DNA-templated transcription; regulation of transcription by RNA polymerase II. Bases 248 to 853 code for a protein of 201 amino acids. Lineage: Eukaryota; Metazoa; Chordata; Actinopteri; Scombriformes; Scombridae. The transcript has 9 exons. Gene Ontology annotation, molecular function: transcription coactivator activity. Gene Ontology annotation, cellular component: DUBm complex; SAGA complex.